Messenger RNA from Neoarthrinium moseri, 1167 nucleotides. RefSeq lists its product as uncharacterized. NCBI's taxonomy places the organism in Eukaryota, Fungi, Ascomycota, Sordariomycetes, Amphisphaeriales, Apiosporaceae. The transcript has 2 exons. Bases 1 to 1167 code for a protein of 388 amino acids. The record is from RefSeq and is a predicted model, not a curated record.
AUGAACUACGCUAAUAUGAUCGAGGAGAAAAACCUCAAAAAAACCUUCAUCAUAGCGACCCUGUGUUCAACACUCGUUGGCACCUUUACCUCGUCCAUCGGCCUCUGGGACCGCGUGGCGGACAAGCGGAAGCAGAAGAAGAGGGACACGAAGCAGGAUGGCGAGAUUGCCCAGCUGAAAUCCCAAAUCGAGCAGGCAGAGAAGCGCAGCAAGGAAGCCGAAGACCGGAUGAGAGACCGCGAUCGGGGCACAGACGAUGUCGGCUACGCCCUCCAACGAUCCGGCGCUGCCAUCAGCAAAGAGUUCGACGACGGCUAUGCACGCCUAGGCCGCAGGUUCGCUGUCGGCGACGCGGCCACGGAGAACAAGCUGCAAGCCCAGGUCAUUGCGCUGCAGCAGACCGUCAUAAACGUCCUCCAGGAUGCACUGUACAGCGGCCGGCAGCUCGACCGGGUGGACAUGGCCAAGCUCAUCGCUGCCUCCAACGCCGCCCGCGACGGCUCGCUCGACGCCCUCCGCCAGCAGCGUGAUCGGCAACUGCUAGCGCUCGAAGCGCCGCCGCCGCCGCAAGCCCUUCUACCACCGAAACGGUCCUCGACGGUCUUGGAAACCGAACCGCUUUACUGCAGGUACGCGUUGGAUCUACAGUACAUCAGAAACAAACCCCUUGCAGCGAAUUUCGCCCCUGGCGGCAGCUGCAGAUGCCCCGAUUGUGGCGUACGGUUGGAUGUAGAGUCGGACGACUUCUGGGUCAUUGACAAGCGUGCGCCUCGCCUCAUUGCCGACGGGAGGUACGAGAGGGAAGUCAUCGAGGAGCGUGAGUUCCACCUCGGCCAGCGCUUCGUCGUCAAAUGCCACACGCCCGAUGGUGAGUACGCCUGUGUCAUCUGCAGCAGGCAUCGGGAACGAGAUGCUAUCUGUCCCUCUGUUUCGUCGCUCAUCAACCACGUUGGACGGUUUCAUGAUAUGAAGGAACUCGAGAGCGAGGUUGACAUUGAGCCGAGGUCGAAGGCGAGUCCAGGAGCGCGACUUCUGGCGCUCCCGGCCCCUCCGCCGAAGCAGCGAGCUCUAGAGUAUAACCCGCCUGUCCGUCAACAGGACGAUUUCGACUACAAGUCGAACAGCGGCGGUGGAAUCGCUUCGGCCAGAGCUUCCAACUACUCAUGA